Messenger RNA from Ochotona curzoniae (black-lipped pika), 2952 nucleotides. RefSeq names its product leucine-rich repeat-containing protein 37A3-like. The annotation marks the transcript as partial. Lineage: Eukaryota; Metazoa; Chordata; Mammalia; Lagomorpha; Ochotonidae. The transcript has 14 exons. Gene Ontology annotation, molecular function: protein binding. The record is from RefSeq and is a predicted model, not a curated record.
AAAACACUGCAUACGUGCCAAAGCAACAGAACACCACCAAAAACUUAUGUGAGAUAUGUAGCUGCAAAGAUGGGACUCUUUCAUGUGUUGGUCUCAGUCCAACGCAGAAGCUCAGCAAAGUUCCCGUACCGGAGGCCGGCACCUAUAAUGGCACUUUCAUCAUCUUAAAUUUCCAAGGAAACUCUAUUUCUUCCAUCGAUGAAAAUGUAUGGAAAGCAUACCGCUGGGCUGAGAAACUAAUCCUCAGUGACAACGAGCUGACUGAGUUACAUGAGGACACAUUUGAAGGUCUGAUAUCCAUCCAGCAUUUAGAUUUAUCCUGCAACAAAAUAGAAUCCAUCGAAAGACGUGCAUUUGCGCCAUUCCCUUUUUUGCAGUUUAUAAAUCUUGGUUGCAAUUUACUCACAGAACUGAACUUCGGGACGUUUCAGGCGUGGCACGGAAUGCAGUUCCUGCACACCAUAAAUCUCAGUCGUAAUCCUCUGACCAAUAUUGAAGAUUCCUAUCUUUUCAAAUUGCCAGCAUUAAAAUAUUUAGACUUGGGGACCACCCAAGUGACGCUCACCACAGUCGAGAACCUGCUCAUGAUGACCCUUCAGCUGGAAAGCCUGAUCUUACCUAGCCGUUUGGCCUGCUGCCUCUGCCAAUUUAAAAACAACAUUGAAGUGGUCUGCAAGACAGUCAAGCUGCACUGCGACAGCGAAUGUCUGGCAAAUGCUACGCGUUGUCUUGAAGAAGCAUCGAUUGGAAAUCCAAAGGGAACAUUCAUGAAGAUACUGCAGGCCCGGAAGACCAACACUAGCAAGGAGUUGAUUAUUGAGCCAGAGAACCUGUUAUCAGGAAAAAUUAGCAUGGACCUUCAAGGCUCCAUAAACGAACUGCAAGGCUUAACCAGCGAAAGUGAUGUUCUUGGCUCACUACGUUACAUUCUGCCUUACUUCUCGGAGGAAAAUCUGCAAAAUGUAGAAUCAACCUUACUACCCCUCAUUAAGUUGCUUUUCUCAGAUGGGCAAGAAAGAAACAAGUCCCUCAGCCUUGUGAAAAGCCACUUCAGGAAGCCCUUUCCUUACAAAAACAAACGGAAAAAGCUCUAUUUCCUCGAAAAAAUGCAGCAAAAAACAAAUCAGGCUAAAAAAGAGAAAAAAACCGCCAAGUUCAUGCAGCCUAUCCUGUUAGGUCCCAAAUUUGAGCGUCCCGUUUUCCUAAGGAAAUCAGAAACUGCCCCAUCGGAGGAGAGCAGCCUGGAGGCCAUUCCAGGCGUAGGGCAAAGGAUGCAGAGGGUGAAAAAGAUCAUCAAGGGGCCAAAGGGCUUGCGGAAAAGGCGCCGGCAGCAGAGGCAGAUGCAGGGCCUCAGCAGGAGGCAGAGCACACAGGGGUCUGUGGAGAGCCUGACCCAAGGCAGGCUGCGAGGAGCAGACCCCCGCACGUUGCAGGAGCUUCCUGCACCGCAGCAGCCCCGGGAGCUGGAGGGAAACGGCUUCCACAGGGAGUCCUUGCUCACCAAGCAGCACAAGGUCAAAGUCUCCUCUUUCCUCAAAAAAUAUAUUAACAGCAGGUCCUCUGUCCCCUCUGACGAAUCUCUCUCCAAGGCCAAAAAGAAAGAAAAAGUCUUAACCGACACCAUUUUUGUUUUAGAAGAUGCCAACGCCAGAACAAAAAACGAGCUUGGGAAACCAAUCUCCCGUGCCCGGCGCGUUCAUAAAACUCGCUCUCAUCCGGUCCUCGGGACUGCCAAAGCCAAACCGAGCCACAAGUUCAGAAGAAAAAAUCCCUUCCACAGGCUGCGGUCUGCCAAGAGGCCUCCGUUCCCCGCGCUGCGGAGCCUCAUCAACUCCCCUGCACGGGAGGAAUUCCCGUCUCCAGGGGACCUGAGUUCCCAGGGAAACCCCUUCCCAGAACCUUCUGUAGAAAACACUGGUGAAAAAAACCAUCUUGUGGGAAACGAUUUCGAAGGAAGCAUGUUAGGAGAAAACAUGACAGUGUCUGAAAGCACGUUCAGCAGCAACACCAUCCUUGAGAAUCCCUUAGUUGCAGAUCCUGCUGGGACCAUGUUCAAGUUAACGCCGACUCUCGAACAAGCCGACGAAGCAAACUGGCAAUACCCCAGCCUGGACCCUGGAGCCCCCACCAUGCCCAAAGAUGUCACCUACCCUUUGCUGUUACCCAAGGGGGAUCAGCUUGAAAUCCAGCUAAACCAGCAGCUACAGUCCCUCAUUCCCAACAGCGACGUGAGAAGGCUCAUCUCUAAAGUUAUCCGGACUCUGAAAUUUGACUGCUCGGACCCCCGUGUGAAAUUAUCCUGCGCCAAGCUCAUCUCCAUGACAGGCAUCCUGAUGAAGCUCCUCAGCGAGCAGCAGGAGGAAGACGCGGCCAAGGAGCAGUGGGACAUAGACCGAUGGAGAACCGACACUUACAUCAACGACAGCGAGGAAGCCCCGACUCAGCAGAAGGAGCAGAAGCCGGAGGAGCUCAAAACAGAAGUUCCAGCACACGUGAAUCACAGCAAACUCAUCCUGGCAAUAUCUGUGACGGCGGUUGUUAUGCUACUGGUGAUCAUCUUCUGUCUCAUUGAGAUUUACUCUCACAGAGCGACAGCAGAGGAAGAUAUAGAAAAAUCUUCAUCGGGUCUUUCCCAACGAUCGUCUAGGACACGCUCAAAGACUGAGGGCUUCUUCGGGCUAAGGUGGCUCCUCCCGCUGAAGCGUCUGUUCAGGUCUUUUGGUGCCAGACGCAAGAAAGCCAAGGACUCGAAGACCCCAGAGAAGACUGAGAAGGAAGAGUUUUCCGAUACGGAUGCUGGAGAGCUCAGCGAGGUUCCUGCUGAGAAGACGACCCCUACCGAGUCCGCGGCUGAAGGCGAAGGCGAGGAGAGCCAAGUCCCGGAGGACUGAAUCACCGAUUUUGUUUUCUAAUAUUGGCAUUAUAAUCACUUAUAAAACAAUUAUUUCCUUA